UGACGACAGCAUCCUCCCCCGCAUCCCAUCGCCAUGGCAACCUUUUGUUACCUCCAACGCUUGAGUGGUCCAGGAGGGGAGGGGGCUGGCAAGGGUGGUAUAUAGGCAAUGCUGGGGGGGAGCCAGAGAAGGAAACUCCUGAUCCCCACCCAGAAGGAAAGAGGCGCUGGGAGAGAAGAAGCAAGGCCGAGGGAGAAAAAUCUAUAUAGAGAUAUAUAGUAUUUAUUAAAAUAGAUUCUAGAUACACCUGUAAAGGAAGAUCUGUUUGAAAGCAGAGAAGAAGGGGAUUACGAGAUCGAUCAGAAACAGAGACAUUCAGACGUCUUCUCGCCUGUUAGCCUCCUUCCUCAAAACCAUUUAGGUGGGACAGAGAGGGUUUCUUUCGUGGGGAGAGUUUUUGAGAGCUGUUCUCAGAGCUUCCAUUGAAAGACAGCACUGCCUGCUGUUAUGUACGCUGAACCAUCUGCCAUGAAUUUCCGGAACCACGGCUUCUUCCGCCGUUCUCCGCCUCCUUCUGUGGCCAAGCCUUCUUCCCCUGCCGCUGGGAACACUCUGUCCGUCUUAGGAGGCAUCGCUCAGAUCUCCCCUUGCCUCUACCUCUCCUCUGGCAAUGCUGCGUCCAACAGGCACAUGGUCUACUCCAGGGCAGUGACUUGUGUCGUGAACGCCACCAUGGAAAUCCCCAACGCCAACUGGCCAGAUAUUGACUACGUCAAGGUGCCUGUCCCUGACCUCCCUCACGCUCCGCUGUCCUUGUACUUUGACUCUGUGGCCGACAGGAUACACCAGACGGGGAAGAAGAACGGAAGAACCCUUGUCCAUUGCGUGGCAGGGGUCAGUAGAUCUGCCUCCCUCUGUAUUGCCUACUUGAUGAAAUACCACCGGUUGAGCCUCUUGGACGCCCACGAGUGGGUGAAGAGCAGGCGACCCGUCGUCAGGCCCAAUGUCGGCUUCUGGAGACAACUCAUUGAGUACGAACGCAAGCUGUUUGGCAAGAACACCGUCAAGAUGGUGCCCUCACCCAUUGGCUUGGUCCCAGAUAUCUACGAGAAAGAGACCCGGGGGCUGGUCCCCCUGUGGAACUUCAGAUAGACUCUGGGCAACUUUGGGAAUGUGGUUGGGUGACGCGGGCUGCUUGAAUUUAGGAUCAAAACGUUCCACCAUGUUCGGACCGCUACUAAGAACUUCCGGCAUGGUGGACUUUGGUAAGAAAAUGCUGUUACGAUAGUCUUUUUUUGUGAGACCUUGCCAUAUGAUUAGAUCAUGAAAAAGACCUUGAGUUGCUUGGCCAUUUCAGUGUGAUUGACUGGUUCCGCCACGUCAAAUGUUACUAAGAACUUACAUAGUUUUGCUUGUAUUAAGAGAAGAUGGUUAAUAGCAGAAUAUAGGCAGUAAAUAUAUUUAUCUAAAGCAGAGCUUCGAGAUCUGAAUAAAUUGACCCUCCCUUUGUGAGGAGGAAAGGGAGAAAAAUAAUUUAUUGAAGACAGCUUCAGAAUUACUUCCCGGCAAUAGGGCCUGGGUUUACUUUGGUUUUAACAAACACAAUAAACUCCCCCCCUCCCAAGAGUGAAAUCUUAGCAGUAAUGACAGGCAUUAAUGUUAACAUUGCUCCCAAGGCACACAUUGUUAAAGGACUGCUUUGCCAAUAAGGAGGCAGAAGUGAAGAAGCUGAAGAUGAUCGAACUUCCAAGGGCAGCUGGUACAUUUCAGCUCCGGAAAGCAGAGGGAGUCUUCAGUACAAUAAUUUUCACUGUGCAGGCUACAACCCAGCAGCCCAUGGGUAUAAUGAAUAUUGCUGUUUCAGUAUAAUACUGUUCCAACCCAGGAAAAUCCACUCGUGUGGGGAACAGAGGAUUAAUGUUCAUAUUAUACCUCAGUACAGGGCUAACUGUGGAGGGCAAAAAGCACAAAGAAAGGUAAAUUGUCCAGUGGGGAGGGGACAAAGUAAAAAAUAUAUCUUAUUUCUGACACUGGGGAAUUACUGUUCAGCAUUAAAAGCCUGUUACCUCGCUUCCUCAGGAAUAAUGAACAAUAUGGUGGGGUUCUGGCAUUGUGUGGGGAAGGGCAAACCAUUUUCUAAUCACAAGUUGAGAGCAACGUUUUCUGGACAAAAAAUCCCUCUCAGUAGAAUGUGUGCAUGUGUUUUUAAAAGCUUUUAAUGCCACAGAGAGGACAAAAUGAUAGGAUAACAAUAGUUAUGGGGGUAAAUAUAACAUCUGAGGAGACGGAUCCACAGUUAAGUAUGCUAGUGAAGGGGAACUGGGUUCUAUUUGAAGAUUUUCUGACUAUACCAGAGGCGGAGGUGAAUCCAGAGUCAAGUGUGUGUUCAGUUAAAAUUCAGCCGUUUUAUUUCAAAUUAAUUUUAAUAUUUGAAAGUCAUGGGGACAGCUUUGGAUGUUCAAGGCCUAGAGUUACCCAGACUACACUAAGUAGCUGUGAGGUAGCGGGGAGUAAAAUAUUCCAAAUGGAAUACGUUUUAGAAGUUACACAGGGUGUUCUGCCAUAUAAAUUAGCUCUGGAGGUACAGGUUUCAGAAUGCUUUAAAGAAAUUAUUGGAAAGCACAAAUUUUGUCAUUUUAAAUAUUCACCAAAUAACGAUGUUCCAGAUAGAGAGACCCCUGUUUUAAAGAAGUUUCCUUAGCAAAGUUAUUGCCCUGUUGGAUGGAUGGACUUAACACUCAGCAACCCCUUGGUUGUUGUUUCAUUUCUAUUCGUUUCUGGUUUUUAUUAUAGUACUGUAUUGUAAAAGGUGUGGUUAACCAGGACUUCCACAGCAGUGCUUUUUUAUUCAGAACAAGAACAUACUUCACCCUCACUUUUGGAAGUUUUAACCUGCACUGACUUUUCAGAGCUAUUUCCCACCAGAACCUUGCCUGUCAGUCAAGCCUGGCUAGAAAGUUCUAGAAGCUCAUAGCUAAAGUAGGCCUGUGUGGCAUCUGAGAAAAGGAUUGCUUACUGGCUGAAUAUUUCAAGGCUAAUUUAUAGUGUGUGUGUGUGUGUGGAGGUGGGGUUUUUGAAUUCCUCUGUUCUCACUGCAAAAUUUCUACUACAUUCGAAAUGUCUUGAAGCAUAGAUAAGCAAUUGGCAACUCAGGACCCUCUCUCAUAUUUGAAGGUGGACGACUGCCCCACACAUACCAUACUCACCAUGAAUAAAUUGAAGUGGGCAAUGUA
Lacerta agilis (Sand lizard) is the source of this 3173-nucleotide messenger RNA. Its product is annotated as dual specificity protein phosphatase 14-like. Gene Ontology annotation, biological process: protein dephosphorylation. Gene Ontology annotation, molecular function: MAP kinase tyrosine/serine/threonine phosphatase activity. The coding region runs from base 448 to 1092 and encodes 214 amino acids. The transcript has 2 exons. The record is from RefSeq and is a predicted model, not a curated record. NCBI's taxonomy places the organism in Eukaryota, Metazoa, Chordata, Lepidosauria, Squamata, Lacertidae.